AUGCAAGGAGAGUUCUACAUCGAUGAAUGCACCAACAUCUAUGGAAGCAACUACAACUCAGCUUCAGUGGCAGCAGCUGUAGCGAAUGUGAACGCCUACUACGGAGGACGAGAUCAUAUGGAUUCGUCCUAUAUCAUCCUACCCAAUGGAAACAUUGACCCAUGGCAUGCACUUGGCAAAUUGAACAGCACUACUUCCACGAUUAUCCCAGUAGUGAUUGACGGAACUGCUCAUUGUGCCGACAUGUACGCGCCAUCUCUCAGUGAUCCUGCAUCAAUGACGGCCGCCCGGAAAUUCAUCUCGACUCAAAUUCAGCAAUGGCUUCAAGCCAUAAACUGA
Molecule: messenger RNA, 339 nt
Organism: Cooperia oncophora
Lineage: Eukaryota; Metazoa; Nematoda; Chromadorea; Rhabditida; Trichostrongylidae
Source: the annotation of a GenBank genome assembly